Molecule: messenger RNA, 2127 nt
Organism: Ramularia collo-cygni
Lineage: Eukaryota; Fungi; Ascomycota; Dothideomycetes; Mycosphaerellales; Mycosphaerellaceae
Exons: 1
Coding region: 1-2127 (708 amino acids)
Source: RefSeq, a predicted model, not a curated record
AUGUCUGCACGCUCUCGUGUGGUAUCGGCCGACGAAGAGCUGGGCAAGCGUGACGACGACUUCUUCCGAUCGAGAUCCACAUCUUCACCUUCUACGCCCGUCAUAUCAAGCUUUCUGCCUUGGCCAUGGCGCAGACGACGGGUCCUCACGGUGUUGGCCGUGAUAGCUGUGGUAUAUGUCUUCAUGUACACACUACCUACCGAUAACACAGUACCCGAAGACUCUACUGUUCGCUCGCCAUUCACGCAUGGCAAUACGCCUAUCGUACCCUCUCGUUCCGCCCAGGAACCCGUCGGAUCCCCACCUCGAGACCAGAGCGGCGAGGAUGAUGAUGAGACGACAAAACAUUGGUACAAUGGUGUGGUUCGGUACUAUAAUCUGGCUGGUAGCCUACACAAGAUCUCGCGGACGGGAGGAUCACUAUCUCACAAUCGGAAUGUGCUAUUUGCUGCCUCUUCCCUUAAGAGCAUGRCCAACCUCAUCCCCAUGGCCUGCGAGAUGGCCAGUCUGGACAGAAAUUACGCGCAUUUUGCGCUGUUCGGGCGCAGCACAAUCUCCAUGGAGGAGUUGCUGGAGAUCAAUGGCGUGGAUUUGUGGAGCUGUCCGGUCUUCUGGCAUGAUGCGCGAGGAGACUUUGCCGAGUACAGCAGUGAUGCGCGAGCCGAGAGUGCAACUCGAGGAGCCUUGAAGCACAUCAAGGACUUUAUGCAUCCCCAAGCUGUGAUCAUGGACGACAGUGCAAAGGAAGAUCUUUUCUUCACCCGUGCGAUGCGUACCAAGGCGAAAGAUUUCGGUCAUACUCUCAUYGAGGUUCCUACAGGCAAGUACGAGGAGUUCCUCUGGAUGACCAAACUGGAGGCGAACAGUCUUGCAAACUGGUUCAGUCCGACCGUCGACAUUGUCAUUCAAGCCCCGCGUGCGAGUUCUGGUCGUCUCAUCCGUCUCGUGUGGAGCUUAAUCAACGCCGACUUUCGUGGGCUAAAGGUUCCUAGACUCACUAUAGAGCUACCCUCUGACAUAGAGCACUAUGCGGAGAAGUUCCUCCAUGAACUUCAAUGGCCGGUAGCUCGCGACUCCCUGCCGUCGCAUCCGAGUUUGCUGACACUUCAUCACCGCAUUCCGUCCGGCCGGCAGAGUUCCGAGCAGGCUUCGCUCCGCUUCGUAGAGUCAUUCUACCCGUCUCGACCAGAAAAUCAUCAUGUUCUUAUCCUCUCUCCACAAGCGGAACUCUCGCCUCGAUUCAUGCAAUAUCUGCACUAUCAAAUCCUCGAACACCGCCAUUCGUCUUGGAUUUCAUCCUCCGCGCAAUCCAUGCUCGGACUUUCCUUGAAUGUUCCAUCAACAUACCUCAAUGGAACGGCAGGCUUUGCUCCUCCACAUGGAGACGGUCUAAACGGUGACAAGCCCUCGUCUUUUCUCUAUCAAGCACCAUCUUCUACAGCGGUUCUAAUAUUCGGCGAUAAAUGGUCUCAGUUUCACUCCUUCCUUACCAAGCGUCUUCAAGUCGACCCAGGUAAGAAGACGACCAAGUAUGUCUCAGAGACGGAGCCAGCAUGGUUGGAGUACUUGCUGGAGUUGAUGCGUGCUCGAGAUUGGACUGUCCUGCACCCUGCAGCCUCCACAAACCUAGUAACGGUUCACAAUGAACUAGCACAGGUUCCCGAAGAGUACCUGCGGCCUGGCGCUGGGAGGAGUGAAGAAGGAGCCAAGAAAGCAGAUGGAUAUGGAGAUGGGGAAGCGUUUCUUCUCUCCAGUGAACCUCUUGUGCUAACAGAGCGGAUUGAGAGCGACGUUCAUCAUGGCGAUGGCACACCUCUGCAUCGUCUUUUGGAGCCUGAGAUCACAAUUGGGGAGUUGCCCAUCGUGGCGUUUGACGGAAACGUGGUCACGCGGCUAGGUCUGAGUAAUGCGGGAUCCGAGUAUCGAGAAAACUUCCGCAAAUCUUUCGGUGGUUGCGAUGCCAAAGAUGCAGCAAAGAGCCGGAUGACGGAUUCGACUGGAGCGAGUGAUCUCUUCUGUUUGCCUGGGGAGAAAGUUGAAGAGGACGAGCCAUUGGAUAGGGGCUUCAUUGAAGCGGAAGUUAAGGUGCCCAGCAAAGGUCUGGACGAUGCGAUGGGUACGGUCUGA